Babesia microti strain RI is the source of this 954-nucleotide messenger RNA. RefSeq lists its product as hypothetical. The transcript has a single exon. Gene Ontology annotation, molecular function: protein binding. The coding region runs from base 1 to 954 and encodes 317 amino acids. NCBI's taxonomy places the organism in Eukaryota, Apicomplexa, Aconoidasida, Piroplasmida, Babesiidae. The record is from RefSeq and is a predicted model, not a curated record.
AUGCUACCGACUUAUAUCGCUGGUACUUCCAAUUCAUCGGAAUAUUGCUACAACCCUGCAUGUGUAUUAUCUAACCGCUACGGGAUAAAUGCAAUCGAUAUCAAAAAUGACAUUUUGAUCACUGGAGACAAUAUGGGCUACAUCUCUACUUGGGAUCUAGACUUACAAUCUCAAAUGCGUAGCACCAAACUAGACACUGGGAUUAUCAAUGUAAAAUUUGCUAACAAUUGUCUGGUUUCUCAAUCAAAGGAGGAACUAGCCCUUUUAACGGUAAACGUUGACACUUUUUUGAAACGUACAGAUUCCAAAAGCUGCACCUUUGCCAGAUUUGUGCUUCUAGGCGACAAUUCAAUUAUCGCACAUCCAAACCCACAAAUACACGGUGACAUAUCCAUCAUUUCUAGUGCCCAUAACAAUUUGACUCAAAUAUACAAUAUAAAAAUUACUACUGACAAAAAUUUGGGCUCAUUACAUGUUCUAAAAGGAAUUACAGACCUUCAAUUUAUCGCAUCAUAUGAAAUAGGUUCCCUUUUCACUUUCGAUAUAAGGAAAUUGGAUAGCCCUAUUACCGACCCAAUUUACAUAAGUACAACUGCACCAAUACAUUCAGUUGAGUUUUUCAAUGGCAUUAUCUAUGCUGGUACGGCCGAAGGUGAAUUAUACUCGGCAAAUGGUGGAAAUGUUGAUAAAUGUUAUGCGAUGAAAAGUUACUCGCAACCAGCAAAUGUAGGCAUUGGGAAUAUUUUAAAAUACAAAGACCUGUUAAUUUUGACUUGUUGGGAUGGCACUGUACGAGUUCUGGAUCCCGUUAAUUUUGCUGAAAAAAUCAUCUUCCAUGGACACAGCUCUACUGUUACAGAUCUUGCAGUAGAUACCACAAAUGACGUUUUAUUCACAUCAGGAAUUGACGGAAGAAUUUGUAUAUGGGAUACAAAAUUAAUCAAACGAUGUUGA